CCACAACAGAGGCACCGUUCGGCUCUCCAGCAACACAAAUUCCCAGUUUAUACUUGCUGGAGGCUAUUGCCCCCACUGCACUUGGGGCUGGCGUAAAUCUCGACCCUCAGCUGCGUAUAUCCUGCGUAGACGAGACAGCGUGGCCUGGCGAGAGCGAGAGUGAAACUCACUUUUCGGUAUUCAACCAGUGAAAACUCCAAUCAGGGGGAAGCCAGUUCCACUGAGGUAUGCGCUGGUCGGAAGGGAGAGAGCGAGAGAAACUUGCUGCAAAGUGAAAAGUGUGGAAAACUUCUGCCGGCAUGUUUUCCCCAGAUCGAAGUCGUUAUUCUGCCGCAAUCAGUUGACGAUAACGGCAAAGUUGCCCCGUAGGCGAGAAGCAAUAAUCCGACAGCGGCGAAACGUGCCAAUUUUCAAUCAUCAUCGCUAGUGGCCACAGGCCGGAAGCAAACGGAUGGCACAGAACGGAAAUCGGAUAUCGUCGCGAACGGACAUUGCGUUUUAGAUGUUGUGUACGUGAGAAAACCGCAAAAAUAUGUCGACUGGAAAGACUGUUGGAAGUUGUGACUACGACCCGGAGGAUAGACAAUCUCUACCAGUCAAUGAAUGGUUGAUAAGAAUUGAAACAUUUGCUCAAUCAAGUGGACUCAGUGAAGACCAAAAGUAUUGUUUCGCUCGUGGGAAACUUAAAGGAAUUGCAAAAGCUUGGAUUAACGGGGAGUCAAAAGUUACUUGUUGGAGUGAUUUUAAGCGUGAGAUCCAGAAAAGAUUUCCACAAAGUUUUACUGAGAUUCGUUUUGCAAGAGUUGUGCCAAAGAGAAAAAUUCAAAAAGGUGAAAGUGUUGAGAAGGUAUUAACGGAUAUCGUGCUCCAAGCAAGGAAACAUCAAAUAAGUGAAAAGACUUUGGUGGAACAUAUCAUAUCAACAAUUGAUGGUUCGUUAUCCACUGAAACAAGACAACAACCUAUACAAGAUUUAGAACAACUUAUGACAUUGUUUGAGAUGAAAAAAUUCAUCCAUUCUCAGAAUGAACUGGACAACAUAGCUGAUGAAAUGGAGAUAUCUGUAGUUGAUGAUGUGAUCUCAACGACAUCAAUUCCCAAGAAGCUGAUUCGUAUAAUGAUUAAAAAUUCGGACGCUAUUCUACAAAGACUGUACAAAAUAUUCAACCGAUUCCGUUCAUCAGUUUCAGUUAGCAGCUAUGAUAUUGGAACAUCAAAGACGCACGAGCUCGUGAUCAAUGUAGAUUCACCAGAAGCAAAUGAAUUUCACAAAAACGAGAACCCAGUGGAUCAUUCGUGUCUUCAGAAUCUCCUUAAAAAGGGGAUCAUCCGCAGAUCACAUUCCACUUUCUAUAACAAGUACCUGCAUAAUAAACAUCUAUUGCUGGAUCUUCGCAUUCUUAACUCGAAAGCUGAGCAGGAACCAGUAGAUCUUAUUUCGGUGGAAACCCUGUUGGACGCAUUGCCGUAUUUUCGUUUCUUCACCACCCUCACCUUCAAUGGAGGUCAUUUGCAGAUCCCCAUUCAGGAAGCAUCUAGGAAAUAUUUUGCGUUUUCCACCAGCUGUGGUCACUACGAGUACUGCAAAGCUCCGAAGGAAUUCAUCAACACAGGAAGCGUAUUCAACAAAAUUCUCAUUGAGGUCGCCAAGAAACUUGAUCCCGGUGAAGCGGUAGUGCUUUUCGAUGAGCUGAUUAUCCCUAGUGCAAGCAUUGAAGAGGGAUAUCACAAGCUUGAAAAAGUGAUGGCCACGUUGGGCGCUUUUGGCUUGACCAUCGAUCUCAACGAAAGCAUAUUUUUCGCUGAAGAGCUCAUAUUAUUCAACUGGAGAUUAUUUAAGGGUCGACAGAUCUACGUGGGAUUUCAGGCAGAGAUUGGUUCGAAGAACGACCGAUUGCUAGAACAUCUUUCGAUGCCAGAUAACCAAGUUUUAAAUCGAGAUUGCGAUCUACAAAUACAAACAUGGAAGCGUUCAUCUAAAAUUGACCUAAGAUAUGAGUUCGAAAUUAAAAUGGUUCAUUCGCAAUGUCAAAUAUUGUGCAUUUUGAUGCAAAGGAGAAAUAAGAACGAAACGAAUCUACUGGGAAUUUAUAAUAGAUACCUCUCAUCAGAAGAACAAAGUUUCAAAGCUGCGAAAAUUGGCAUUUUAGCUGUAGUUGAAUCAGCAUUACAUUUCAAACAGUUUCUUCGCUUCAAACCUUUUAAGAUAGUAACAUCAAAUCGGAAAUUUUAUUCAACGAUGAAAAAGUGCAAUCUGACAAACGAUUACCUAAGACAUUUAUUGACGAUUCAAAACAUGAGAAUCACAGUUGUUCUGGAACCAGUUACAGGGAAAUCAGUCAACACCUAUUCGCUCUUCGAGACGAAAUAA
Molecule: messenger RNA, 2371 nt
Organism: Toxorhynchites rutilus septentrionalis
Lineage: Eukaryota; Metazoa; Arthropoda; Insecta; Diptera; Culicidae
Exons: 2
Coding region: 533-2371 (612 amino acids)
Source: RefSeq, a predicted model, not a curated record